GAUUGAAUGACCAAAACAGAGAAGACGAAUUAGCCCUUGCUGUAAGCACUUAUUUUCUUCUUGGUACCUGACUGCUUUGUGGAGAAAUAACUUAAGAAAGCGUGGAUCCUUAUUGAUUUCGUGACAGGCCACAGUAAAACACAGGUGUACAGGAACCAUUUACCAUGGAAGCCAGGGAACUUGGGAGUCCCAUACCCACCUACCAUCUUCUCCCCAAGGCCAACCAGCACACUGUAAAAGAAGAUGCCAGCUCACCAUCUCAAGGGUCUCCAGAGACUAUGCAGCUGAAGAAGGAGAUCUCCUUGCUGAAUGGGGUCAGCCUGGUGGUGGGCAACAUGAUUGGCUCAGGGAUCUUCGUCUCACCCAAGGGUGUUCUAAAAUAUACUGCUUCCUAUGGGUUGUCACUAAUUGUGUGGGCCAUUGGUGGGCUCUUUUCUGUUGUGGGUGCCCUUUGUUAUGCAGAACUGGGAACCACUAUCACCAAGUCAGGGGCCAGUUAUGCUUAUAUUCUAGAGGCCUUUGGGGGCUUCAUUGCCUUUAUCCGUCUGUGGGUCUCACUGCUAAUUGUUGAGCCCACCAGUCAGGCCAUCAUCGCCAUCACCUUCGCCAACUAUAUCAUCAAGCCCUCCUUCCCCACCUGUGAUCCUCCAUAUUUGGCCUGUCGUCUUCUUGCUGCUGCCUGCAUAUGUCUGCUGACAUUUGUGAACUGUGCCUAUGUCAAGUGGGGCACACGAGUACAAGACACAUUCACAUAUGCCAAGGUUGUGGCACUCAUUGCCAUCAUUGUCAUGGGCCUUGUUAAACUGUGCCAGGGACACACUGAGCACUUUGAGAAUGCCUUUGAGGGUUCCUCGUGGGAUGUGGGAAACCUCUCUCUUGCCCUCUACUCUGCCCUCUUCUCUUACUCAGGUUGGGACACCCUUAAUUUUGUAACAGAAGAGAUCAAAAACCCAGAAAGAAAUUUGCCCUUGGCCAUUGGGAUUUCUAUGCCAAUUGUGACACUCAUCUACAUCCUGACAAACGUGGCCUAUUAUACAGUGCUGAAAAUUCAGGAUGUCCAUGACAGUGACGCUGUGGCUGUGACAUUUGCUGACCAGACAUUUGGCAUGUUUAGCUGGACCAUCCCCAUUGCUGUUGCCCUGUCCUGCUUUGGGGGCCUAAAUGCAUCCAUCUUUGCUUCAUCAAGGUUGUUUUUCGUGGGCUCACGUGAGGGCCACCUCCCGAACCUUCUGUCCAUGAUCCAUAUUGAGCGCUUUACACCUGUGCCAGCUUUAUUGUUCAAUUGCACCAUGGCACUCAUCUACCUCGUCGUGAAGGAUGUUUUCCUGCUCAUCAACUACUUCAGCUUCAGCUACUGGUUUUUUGUGGGCUUGUCUGUUGUUGGACAGCUCUACCUUCGCUGGAAAGAGCCUGACUGGCCUCGACCUCUCAAGCUGAGCCUCUUUUUUCCCAUCGUGUUUUGCAUAUGCUCCUUGUUUUUGGUGGCCGUACCCCUCUUCAGUGACACCAUCAAUUCCCUCAUUGGCAUUGGGAUUGCCCUCUCUGGGGUCCCUGUCUACUUCCUGGGUGUUUACCUGCCAGAGUCCCGGAGGCCACUCUUUGUUAGGAAUAUUCUGGCUACUGUCACCAGAGUAACCCAGAAGCUUUGCUUCUGUGUCUUGACUGAGCUGGAUGUAGCUGAAGAGAAAAAUGUUGAGAGGAAAACUGAGUAGAAGCCAGAGAUGACAUUCCCUGAAGCCCAGAGACUGUGUGACCACAGCCACCAAAGACCAGUAACUUAAGCCUUCUGAAUUAAAUGAACCUCUUGGCCCACAUUCUGUAAGGGGGCUCAGGGCCAAUGCUCUCUCUUUGGUAAGCUACGGAAAGAUACUGAUCAGACUAGCCUGAAGAUGGGGACUUCAGUGGGAGGGGAUUUUGGGGUAGGGGUUGAUUUUGUUUCACUUCUUCUGGUGGAUAGGUACAGCCUGUUGGUGCAUCGUAACGGCAAAGAGGGAAUGUUAGGUUGACAGAUAUGGCUUGUGGUUCACAGCUAUUUCUAGUUUAAGCCAGGAGUCUUCAUAGUGGGGCUCCUUCAUGGGAAGUUUUCCUCUGACCAAGUCCAGCUACUUGAUUUUAGAGCCUGAAAUGCUGCCAUUUCUUCCUGUGGCCUAAAAUUCUUCCUUAGGGAAAACAUUGUGUUCCUCCUUUUUUGUUGGGUAGCACAAACAGCAAGACUUUAUUUAACUGACAUGGGAUCAAUGUGUGCCCCUUUCCUGAACUCCACAAGAGGAACAUCAGUCCCUGCUCCGGAACUUCAUGUUCAAGCAGAGAAUAAGCCUGACGGGAGAAGAUCGUCUCUCCAGGGUCUGGGCAUGGGUACCCACACAUCUCCUUGAGGAGGUGCUGCCUGUCUGAUUGACUUUGCUUAGAUCAUUUUAGCACUGUUGUCAAAAUCCUUAAACAAGGAGGUGAGCUUCUGGCUCAUAAAGAAAUUGGCUUGGCCACUUGAUUGCCUCUUCCUAGCUGAAGCCAUGGUGCUGUGGAGCCCUUGAAACAUGGGCUGAAAGAAAACCUCACUACUCCAGCUGAGUGGGAGCAUCUCUACUACUACCUGGACAAGUCACUACUGUUACCAAAUUCCAACUCCUAUAUUUCAUUAUUUAUUGAUAUUUAAUCCAGGACACCAAUUUUAGCAAACCAUUAGUGAUUAUUUGUCUAUAGGAUGCAAUAAUAAAUUGUUUGAAAAAAAAGUAUCUUAGCUGGUGUGGUGGUAGACACCUGUAAUCUGAGCACUUGGCAUGGUGAUGCAGAAAGAGUUUGAACUUGAGGCUGGCUUAGGCUACAAUAGUAAGUUCCAGGCAGCCACUCUGGGCUAACAAGAUCCUGUCUUUUUUUUUUUUUUUUUUUUUGGUUUUUCGAGACAGGGUUUCUCUGUGGUUUUAGAGCCUGUCCUGGAACUAGCUCUGUAGACCAGGCUGGUCUCGAACUCACAGAGAUCCGCCUGCCUCUGCCUCCCGAGUGCUGGGAUUAAAGGCGUGCACCACCAACGCCCAGCCCCUGUCUUUUUUUUUUUUAAAAAAAAAAAAGUUCAACUCUCAGAGAUGUCUCAAUGUGAUAGGUCAAAUCCUGACCAUGUUUCACAUAAUCUGUUGAACAUUACUAUUAUCAUUGUUAUUAUUAUAAAGGUGAAGUUAAAGGAUUUUUAGGGCUGGACAUGGUGGUGAGCACCUGUGAUCCUAGCACUCAAUAAGCUGAGACAGGAGUUGCUGAAGUUCACAGCUGGCCUGGGCUACACAGUGAGUACCAUAUUAUCUGAGCCUACAAAGUAAGACCCUGUAUCAAGAACAAAAUCAAAGGAUAUUUUAAAACAUGUACCUGUUAUACUUUAAUAUAUAGAUAAGUCACGUUACUAUCACCUGGCUCAGCUCCAGAUGAUCUGUCUUUGCAUAUUACAGAAGUCUGGUAAUAUUGUUAUUUUGAAGGAUAAUCCUUUGUUUUAUUAAGACUUUUGGCCUUUGUUCUAGUUGAUAGAAAGUAAAUCUCUGGAUCUCUGUUGUAAAGUGUAAGAGGCCUGGAAUGUUUUGGAAUUCGGGUAAAUUACCUGAUUCAUCAGUUCUCAAUGAACUUGGAGAACAUCUCAUGGAUUCAAGUCAUCAAAUAGCGUGUUCUCUAAGGGCCUGUGUGAGGUUUGCUGUGUAGACUCUUACAAGCCAACUCUGGUGCUGGAAGUGGAACCACACUGGCUUCAGGCUUUGCUCACACUCAAUCAUUUUGGGUCAUGGGAUAGCACACCUGUUUGCAUUCUCUUGUUCAAGAGCUGGUGAGAUUAAAAUCUAAAAGUAUAUGGUACUUGUGUAUCUUUAUUUUCUCCCUGUGAAGAUCAAUGAAGACUGCAGGAGAAAACAGCUUCAACCUCAGUCUGGCUCCUGGGAAAGGGUGGUAACCAGCUAAUUGUGGUGACUGGGCGAGGCUACCAGUUGAGGCCAAAACAAUAGACUUGGAUCUUUGUGGGUAGUGUGUCUACAUUGGAUUGCACAACUGUCUUGGGAUGCCCUUAGACACUGUCAUCUUGGACACAGAAGAACCUGCUGUUUUGGCAUUCUCCAUGGACAUUUCUUUUUAUCUUUAAGUUUGGGGAUUCGUGAAAUCAAAUCAAACAGAUAACUACUAUGGGGCAUUCUCAACUUCUGAUCCUUUUUAUUUACCAAACUGGCCUUAGUUGCAAAGGGGUAACCUUGAAUAUAUGCUUGCUCAAUAAAGACUUAGGUAUACAUAAUUUAAAAAAAAAGACUUAGGGGAGCGUAAUCAUAGCUGCUUUUGGUUAUAGGAAUGUAUUUGUGAGAGCUUGUGGGUUUCUGCCAUAGGUUAGGGAUUUGUAGAAUAAAUUCUGGCCUGGUAAGGUGUUUUAUGCAAAGACUGACUUGCUUAAACCAUGCAAACAUGAUUCAUGUCUGAGCCAAGCUGGCACCCAUUCCAAGGCUCUUCUGGAAUUAAGUUUUUAAGCAGAGUGUGACCCUGGUUUUAGUGGUCUUUGGCCCUUAAACCAGCUAAUCCGAGGAAUUUGCUGCCCUCCAGUGGAUUCUGAGAGGAAGAACCUCACACUCAGGAUGCUCUAAUACUUGCUUAGUGACUGGACAGCAUUUUUCCCUUCUGAGCUGAACACAGCUUCUCCCAGGAACCCUUUCUGUGGGAAAGAAGCCAGACUUCCUAUAGCACUCAUGAUUCAUGGUAGAAUUCUUCCCACCAGGUCUUUGUCUCUUUGAAUCUACCUCCUGGAGUUCUAAUCCCAUUUACAGUGAGUAGGACAGUUUGUUCCUUUUGUAUUAGGUACAGUCUGUGAAGUUGUUGGCCCUUUAAUGUUAGCAAAACCUAAUGAACACAUAUAAAGCAGUGAGCACGCUAUAGUGGCAAACAGGAUGUUGGUCUUGCUUGUAUGACUACAGAUCAAGGUGACUAUUAGAAUACCACCGCAUAUUACUGAAUUAAUAUUAUUAAAGAAACACUGAAUUGUUCAUUGAUAUUCAGAAUAAAGUAACUGGGAUAGUUUUAUUAGUUUGAUUAGUUGCAAUAAACACGAGUACACAAAUUAGACCAAUUUGACCAGUUUAAUACCUCCUGUAGGUAGAAACUACCACAUAGGGAGAGUCUUAUAGACAGAGAGUGAAAGAAUGAACAGAGAGGUUUAUGAACUUGUAAGUAGUAGAAGAAAGCAUCUUUGCAAUUCUUUUCCCAAGGAAUCAGCUAUCACAGGCUAAGAGGGCAUUUGCUGAAUUGAAUGUUCUGAAGGUUAUUUCCCUAGACCUAUACAGUAUCUACUACAGUAACUACUAGCCACAUGUAGCCAAGUUAAAAUGAAAUAAAAAUCCAACCAAAUUGAUAGCACUUGGAAGACUAAAGCAAGAUUGCAAGUUACAGUUUAAAAAGAAAGUCAAAAUACUCGUGGGUGGGUGGGUGGUAGUGGCCCCACCUUUAAUCCUAGCACUCCAGAGGCAAAUAGAUCUUGAGGACAGUCAGGGUAACACCGAGAAACCCUGUCUUGACAUCCCCUCCCCUCAAAAAACCCAACCAAGCAAAAACCUCCUAAUGCUGGUUGUGGUGGCUCACACCUUUAAUUCCAGCACCAGGGAGGCAGAGGCGGUUGGCUUUCUUCUGGUUCAUUGCCAGCCUGGUCUACAU
Chionomys nivalis (European snow vole) is the source of this 5655-nucleotide messenger RNA. It is a transcript of the gene Slc7a6, whose product is annotated as solute carrier family 7 member 6. The record is from RefSeq and is a predicted model, not a curated record. Gene Ontology annotation, biological process: amino acid transmembrane transport. Gene Ontology annotation, cellular component: membrane. The transcript has 10 exons. Gene Ontology annotation, molecular function: L-amino acid transmembrane transporter activity. The coding region runs from base 165 to 1712 and encodes 515 amino acids. NCBI's taxonomy places the organism in Eukaryota, Metazoa, Chordata, Mammalia, Rodentia, Cricetidae.